Messenger RNA from Drosophila kikkawai, 2157 nucleotides. RefSeq lists its product as uncharacterized. The record is from RefSeq and is a predicted model, not a curated record. Lineage: Eukaryota; Metazoa; Arthropoda; Insecta; Diptera; Drosophilidae. Gene Ontology annotation, molecular function: RNA polymerase II cis-regulatory region sequence-specific DNA binding; DNA-binding transcription factor activity, RNA polymerase II-specific. Gene Ontology annotation, biological process: regulation of DNA-templated transcription.
CCUACGGUCACACUGUCGCUGCGUUGGAAUUAAAACAGCAGCAAAAAAAAAAGAAAAGAAAGAAAGAAAAGCAACAGACCGCCCAGCUCCCAGAGAUUUGCUGCCCACGAGUGACGACACCGGACUGCCAUGAAUGUGGACAUGUCCGAGAUAAUUGAGUUCGACAUGCGCGUCAAGGGCGAGUAUUCGGACGACGAUGAAGACAGCCGCGGCGGCGUAGGAUCCGCUGGCGGUGUCGGUGGUGGUGCCAACGGCGUGGUGGACGUUGUGGGCGACGACGCCACCUACGUGGUCCUGGAGGGCCUGACCAAUGACUACGACGAGGAGUUCCUUAUUGUUAACGAGGAUGCCACCGGCGAGGGUGAGCUGCUGCUGGGCGAUUGCCAGCUGCAGCAGCAUGUGGACAAUGGAAUGCUCAUUGCGUCGCGUGUUAAAUCCCUGCCGGUAGACGAUCAGGGCAACCAUUUUGUGAUCACCGAGCUGCGUCUGUCCGAGAUGGGCGAGCUGGUCGAAGAGGAGGAGGAGGAGCAAAAGCAGAAGCUCGUUGCCAACGAUUAUGCCUACAUAUAUCCGCCCAAACAUGAACAGUGCGAUGAUCUGGACAUUAAGCCGGGAAUGUCGCCGCCAUCCCUGCCAUCAUCACCAUCCCCACAAUCACCGCUUCCGCCGCCACCGCCGGCGCUGGCACCACCCACCAUCAAGCUAAAGUCCUCUAACCCGGCGACGCCACAGUUCGUUGUGCGAAGCUAUGGCAACCAGAACGCCGGCGGUGAUGACGGUGAGAUCGCCGACGUAAAGCCCACUGACAAGAUGCUGGAGGAGUUCAAGGGACCACGGCGCUACAUGCUCUUCGACGAUCUGAUAGCCACUAUCGUGGACUUUGACGAGGACAACACACCCAUCGUAGAGUUCUCCAUGAUCAGCAGCCAGACGGACGAGAAGCUGCCGGUGGAGUGUGGCAUCUGUCCCGAUGUCAUGCACAAGUCCAAGCUGUCCAGGCACCAGAAAACGCACCUGGUGCCCGGCACCAACCGGUACGCGUGCGUUUACUGCUCGGAAACGUAUCGUGACUGCAAGUACCUGGCCGGUCAUGCCCGCCGUCACAUGGGCAUCCGUCCCUAUGUGUGUGAGGUGUGUACGCUGUACUUCUCCACCAAGCAGGAUCUGCGCGUGCAUAACCAGCGGCGGCAUUUGGAGAAGGAGCACAUCUGCGAAAUGUGUGGCAAGACGUUUGCCCAGAAUACACAGCUGAAGCGGCAUCGGGAGGCGACGCACGAGAAGAAGCGACGUUUCCAGUGCCAAUACUGCCAGAAGGCCUACUACAAGAACUUCUCGCUGCAGGAGCACAUCCGGAACGUGCACAUGGGCAAGCGGCGCAUGCUCAAGUGCCCCUUCUGCGGCAUGCAGUGCCGGGAUGCCCACAAAAUGGCCCGCCAUCGCAAGGAUAUGCAUCUCAGUCAGGGCCUGUACGAGUGCCAUCUGUGCCAGGAGGAGUUCACCGAUAUUAACUAUUUUGAUGCGCACAAGCGCUCCAUACAGUGCCGGAGCAAUACACGCCGCUAUGUCGGCAGCAAUGACCAGGCGGAUGGCAAUGGCUCGGCUUCGGGUUCCAUUUCUGGCGGAAUGCUUGAUGGCGGCGAUGAUGAUGACGAGGGUAUGGGCAUACUGGAGGAGGAGUAUGAUGAGGAUGCCGGCCUGCUGGUGGAGGAGGGCGAUGCGGAAACUACUGUGGUUGUCAACGGUGGGCACUACCUGAACGUGGCCGAUGAGCAGCAGCAGCAGCAUCACCAGUACGUCCAGAUAGCGGACUACAAUGGCCAGGGGCUGCUGGUGGAGGAAGAGGAGGUGGAGGAGGAGGAGGAAAACGUGGAAAACGACAAUGUGGAUCCAAAUGCUGCAGACGUGGGGGAGGAAUAUUUCAACACUGUCUCGGAGCAGUACCAGCAGCAGCAGCAGAUCAUCAACAUGGUCGAUGAGUUCAACGACGAGCUGAUAUAUGAGAUCACCUUGAAGACUGAGGAUAACUGAGUGCCGCUUCCUACAUAGAUUUAUCCCUUCCUCCUUCCCAAUCCCACUUCCACUCCCAUAUUUCGUUUACCAAUUGUAUAUAGAUCAAUAAUUGUACACGGACGGAGCAGUAAAAACCAAUCUUUUGAA